Sapajus apella (tufted capuchin) is the source of this 1458-nucleotide messenger RNA. RefSeq names its product transcription elongation factor A2 (gene TCEA2). Gene Ontology annotation, molecular function: zinc ion binding; nucleic acid binding. Gene Ontology annotation, cellular component: nucleus. The record is from RefSeq and is a predicted model, not a curated record. Gene Ontology annotation, biological process: DNA-templated transcription; transcription elongation by RNA polymerase II. The transcript is spliced from 9 exons. Bases 179 to 1144 code for a protein of 321 amino acids. Lineage: Eukaryota; Metazoa; Chordata; Mammalia; Primates; Cebidae.
ACGCGUCCCAGGAUGCCGCGCGCGGUCGCGGGGCGAGGGUUUGAACCGGGGAUCUGCCGCCCGCAGCGGGCCUGCGUCGGCUGCGGCGGGUGCGGGAGGUGGCGGCUGCCGGGGCCGGGGUCCCAGCCAGGCGGCGGAGGUGGGCGCGGCGGCCGCGGGGGGCGCUGCUCCUGAGGUGAUGAUGGGCAAGGAGGAGGAGAUUGCGCGGAUCGCCCGGAGGCUGGACAAGAUGGUGACCAAGAAGAGCGCGGAGGGAGCCAUGGACCUGCUGCGGGAGCUGAAGGCCAUGCCUAUCACACUGCACCUGCUCCAGUCCACCCGAGUUGGGAUGUCCGUCAACGCCCUUCGGAAGCAGAGCUCCGACGAGGAGGUCAUUGCACUGGCCAAGUCCCUCAUCAAGUCCUGGAAGAAGCUCCUGGAUGCUUCAGAUGCCAAAGCCAGGGAGCGGGGGAGGGGCACGCCUCUGCCUACAUCUUCGAGGGAUGCCUCGGAGGCCCAGGAUCCCAGCCGCAAGAGGCCGGAGCUGCCCAGGGCACCGUCCACUCCGAGGAUCACCACGUUUCCCCCAGUGCCCGUCACCUGUGAUGCUGUGCGCAACAAGUGCCGUGAGAUGCUGACCGCUGCCCUGCAGACGGACCACGACCAUGUGGCCAUCGGUGCGGACUGCAAGCGCCUGUCGGCUCAGAUCGAGGAAUGCAUCUUCCGGGAUGUUGGGAACACAGACAUGAAGUAUAAGAACCGUGUGCGGAGCCGCAUCUCCAACCUGAAGGAUGCGAAGAAUCCUGACCUGCGGCGGAAUGUGCUGUGUGGGGCCAUCACGCCCCAGCAGAUCGCCGUGAUGACCUCAGAGGAGAUGGCCAGUGACGAGCUGAAGGAGAUCCGCAAGGCCAUGACCAAGGAGGCCAUCCGAGAACACCAGAUGGCCCGCACCGGCGGCACGCAGACAGACCUGUUCACCUGCGGCAAGUGCAGGAAGAAGAACUGCACCUACACGCAGGUGCAGACCCGCAGCUCUGACGAGCCCAUGACCACCUUUGUUGUCUGCAACGAGUGUGGAAACCGCUGGAAGGUGGGUGAGCAGGCCCAGGCUGCCCUCCUAGCCCUGUCCACUGGUGGUGGGGUGUCAGCCUCUGUGGCUGUGUGAACUGGGGAUGGCCCUGCCCAGCCAGCCUACUGGGAGUCUCUGGCACGGUGGGUGGAGACCCCAGCCUUGGGUGUACCUGUGCGGCCUCCCACUCUGCGGGCUCUCGUGUGGCCACAAGACUGGAGGCCUCACCCCUUUCUCACAGUUCUGCUGAGCCCUCACGCGGAUAUGCUGCGUGCUGCCCCUCGCCCACGUCCUCCGUUGACGCAGCUUCUCUGGAGACCCCAGAAGGUGGCAUGUCCUGCACUCAACCUGCCUGCCUGGAUUGCACCUUUCUGCCCUUUACCCUAGUUAUUAAAUGUUUCCUUUUGCCA